This is a messenger RNA of Microdochium trichocladiopsis, 1275 nucleotides long. RefSeq lists its product as uncharacterized. The transcript has 3 exons. Gene Ontology annotation, molecular function: oxidoreductase activity, acting on the CH-OH group of donors, NAD or NADP as acceptor. The record is from RefSeq and is a predicted model, not a curated record. Lineage: Eukaryota; Fungi; Ascomycota; Sordariomycetes; Xylariales; Microdochiaceae. Bases 136 to 1152 code for a protein of 338 amino acids.
GUUAUAAGUCGACCACAUCGCAAACUCCAGCAUCUGUCCUUGGCAUCUCGUAGCCCAAAGAACUGUAGCCACGCCGUCUCAAAACACCAUUCACAAACCACAGACCUGUCACGUUACACAGGAACCUCAGCCGUCAUGACCAAAGUACUCCUUACAGGUGGCUCUGGCUUCAUUGCCGCCCACGCCCUCGAGCUGCUCUUGCACCGAGGCUACGAGGUUGUGACGACCGUGCGGUCCGAGGACAAGGCUUCCAAGAUUCGCGAGGCACAUCCCGGCGCCAAACUCACUGUGGCCAUUGUGCCUGACAUUGCCCAGCCUGAUGCCUUCGACGAUGUCGUGCAGAUACCCGGCAUCGACUAUGUCCUUCACACCGCCAGUCCCUUCCACUACAAGUGGAAAGACGCCAAAUCAGAGCUUCUCGAGCCGGCCAUUGUCGGCACAACUUCCAUCUUGCGUGCCGUCAAGCAGUACGCCCCAUCCGUCAAGCGGGUCGUCGUCACUUCCUCCUUCGCCUCGAUCUUGAACGAGGCAGGUCUCCAAGAUCCCAACAAGGUCUUCAGCGAGAGCGAUUGGAACCCAAACACCUACGAGGAUGGCAUUACCGGAACUCCUGCCACUAGCUACCGUGUCUCAAAGACGCUUGCAGAGAAGGCCGCAUGGGACUUUGUUGCCAACGAGAAACCAAACUUUGACCUCGCUACCAUAUGCCCUCCACUCGUCUUCGGUCCUGUGGUGCACCACCUGAACAGCCUGGAAUCGAUCAACACAAGCAACGGACGGUUCGUGGAUCUCGUCCAGGGCAAGUGGAAAGAGGAAAUCCCACCCACUGGUGUUUAUUUCUGGGUAGAUGUACGGGACGUGGCUGCUGCCCACGUGAACGCGUUGGAAAAGACCGAGGCCGGCGGCAAACGAUUCUUCACGGUUGCGCCACAGGCUUUCAGCAACCAAGACAUCAUUGCGGUCGUGCGGAAAAACUUCCCAGAAUACGAAAAGAACUUGCCCGGAGACAAUGUGCAGGGUGGAGGCUACCCCGACGGUGGUGUCCCCAAGGCAGAUAACUCCCGAGCCUCCAAGGUUCUUGGCAUUGAUUGGAUUCCAUUCGAGAAGUCCGUCGUGGACACAGUCAAGAGCCUCAAGCCGCACGGUGUCUGAUGGAUGAGCAGGAUAGCGCACCUAGGUAGAUUGAAAGAGGCGGCCGCGGAAUUGUCGCGGCCUGAGGGGUUGCUAGCACAUAUUUGUGAGCAAACUUAGAAAUAGAGGACAUUUUUUGCCAUG